This is a messenger RNA of Telopea speciosissima, 1442 nucleotides long. RefSeq names its product protein TIC 22, chloroplastic. NCBI's taxonomy places the organism in Eukaryota, Viridiplantae, Streptophyta, Magnoliopsida, Proteales, Proteaceae. The coding region runs from base 66 to 914 and encodes 282 amino acids. The record is from RefSeq and is a predicted model, not a curated record. Gene Ontology annotation, biological process: protein transport. Gene Ontology annotation, cellular component: chloroplast. The transcript is spliced from 8 exons.
CGUAUUGUACGUAUCAUAAACCAAACUAAGUCGACUACGGGAAGUUUUCAGUCUCACUUUCAGCGAUGGAAACUCCGAAAUCGACACCACAGGCCACUCAUCCACUGCUCUCAGUUUCCGCAUUUAUCCAUAAGAACUGGCUGCAAUUCGCCUCUGAAAUAACGACUCGGAUUGAUGAAGGUAAACGUUUCGUCGGUAAUGUGGUCACCAAUUUGCCGCAGCGCAGACGUGAUCGCCUGGUGCCUUCUCUCUUUGCCUCGGUGACGCAUGAAAUGUGGCAGCCAAAGCAUGCCUUCGAUAUUGCUCUAAACACCGACUACAUCGCCAAGACGCUCUCAGGAACCUCUGUGUAUACCGUCAGUAAUUCUAAGAACGAGUUCGUUCUUAUUUCUGAUCCCAAUAGCCUCAAAUCCCUCGGUCUCCUUUGUUUUCGUCAAGAGGACGCCGAAUCGCUUCUCGCCCAAGUUCAAUUGCGACAACCUGUUUUAGGAAGAGGUGCUCGGGUUGUCCCUAUCACCCUUGAUCAGGUCUAUAUGUUGAAGGUUGAAGGAAUUGCAUUCCGAUUUUUGCCUGAUCCUGCUCAAAUAAGGAAUGCUUUAGAGUUAAAAGCUUCAGAUCUCAGGAGUGGGUUUGAUGGAGUUCCUGUUUUUCAGUCUGACCUCUUGGUUGUGAAGAAGAGGAACAGGCGUUACUGCCCAAUAUACUUCCAAAAGGAAGACAUAGAACGAGAACUGUCAAAGGUCUCAAGGGCAUCAAGGGGAUCCAGUGUCUCUCAACACAUUAUGGUUGGAAGUUUGGAAGAUGUUCUGAAAAAGAUGGAGUUAAAUGAUAAGGGUUCUGGCUGGGAAGAUCUUAUAUUCAUCCCACCUGGUAAAAGCUACUCCCAACACUUUCAGGAAGUUGUAGCAGCAUGAUACAUUGGAGACCAAGCUUCUAUGAUUAUUGGAAAGGUCAAAAAAGUGUUACUGCAGUUUGCCGGCUUUGAAAGCAGGUCAGCUAUGAAGACAACUGAAUAUAACAAUAGAAUCUCUCUCUCUAUGUGAUACACAUUAACCUGAGGCUUUAUCCUCUGUCAAGCAAAUGGUUUCUUGACAUUCAGAUCAUUGACUGGAAUAUUGAAUAGAUUCUGCAAAAAGAUACCCUGCUACCCUUCGAUCUGCUACAAGGUCAGUAAAUUUCAGCCUGUGACCCGCCCUUAGAAGGCCCGUUUCAUACCUUCUAAAGUGGGUUUGUUGUAUGAUGAGUGUAUCAUUGAGUAUUAAUUUCAGUGUCUUCGAUCAAUUGCUCUAGAUUGAACCUUUUUUUGCCGUUAAGAAGUGAAUCAAGAGGUUUCUUCACUGAUACGCAGUACAAUCAGUAACUGCCUUAUUAUUUAGAGGUCUGCUCUCUUUUUGUUUUCCAUACAAUUCUCUAUAUGAUAUUCAUCUUAUUGUCCUUCCCAA